Messenger RNA from Schistocerca gregaria, 1134 nucleotides. RefSeq names its product protein enabled homolog. NCBI's taxonomy places the organism in Eukaryota, Metazoa, Arthropoda, Insecta, Orthoptera, Acrididae. Gene Ontology annotation, cellular component: cytoplasmic vesicle membrane. The record is from RefSeq and is a predicted model, not a curated record. The transcript has 7 exons. Bases 52 to 1134 code for a protein of 360 amino acids.
CCUGCUCCAGCCGGGAGGUGCGCGGCGCUCUAUCAUGGUGUCCGUGACGUCAUGCCUCAGUCGUGCCGCCUAGCGGCCGCCCUCGUCGCGCUGCUGCUGCUGCUGCUCGCCGGACAGGUCACAUCCAAAUACUGCGAUGGUGGGCAAUACUGCCCCCCGCCUAAGGAGUGCUGCGCGCAGGGCUGCUGCGCCUACAGACCACCCCUGCCUCUGCCGCCUGCCACGAGCUUCGUCUUCUGGAACCACUGGUACUUUGGGCUGCUGCUGCUGCUCCUGGUGGCGUCGUGCGCUGGCGGCUGCGGGCUGUGGCGACGGGGUCGCAGCUGCUGCUGCGGCUGCGCGCCGCAGGACGACGACGCAGCGGGCAGCGACGCGGGCGCCCCUAGCGGCUCCCUGCGCAGCUCGGCCGGCUCCUGCUGCCCCCCACCACACUACAGCCGCUGCUCCUCGCUGCACCGCGCGCCACCUCCGUACACUGAGGUGACAUCGAAGCCUGACUUGUACCCUCUGGUGAUCAGCUAUGGUGAUGCUCCCAAAGGCAGUGUGGGCAACAGCUACCUCAUGGUCCAGUAUUUUCGCAACUAUAUAGUGCGACCUGUAGGUUCUCUGUCAGCAGCAAGCACUGCAGAUUCCUUAAGUUCCAGUUUCCUGUGCAGUGCUGCAAAUGAGGCGAAUACGGCAGUGCCACCGCCCUACUCUUCUGCGGGCAGCCUGGACGGCUUGACGUCGGCCUCAGGUCCCGCGGGGGCAGCGGAUAUGGCGGGCGUUCCCGUGACGGUGAGCCCCGAGGCGGACCGGCGCGCCCCCUCCGCCUCCUCCUCCGCCACCGCCUCCGACGUGAGCAGCCUGGCAGGGUCCGGGUCCCCGGGAUCGCCGCCGCGCGCCACCAGCCCCACGCUGGAGCCGCUGGCCAAGGCGCGCGGCCCGCCGCCUCCCGCGCCGCCCCCGACGCCGCCGGCACCGCCCCCGCCGCCCCAGCUGUCGCGGCCGCGCCGCCUCCUGCCCCCGCGCGCCGUGCCGGGCCGCCGCUGGCUGUCGCGCUCCGCCCCCACUACACCGUCGGCGCCGCCGCCCGACGGCAGCCCGCUGCUGGCGGAGCCGCCCUCUGACGAGGAACUAGACGCCACCGUCUGA